UUUGAACGUGUUAUAGGAUAUUUGUUGGGAAGGGGGGUAAUUAAUAGAAGCAGGGUAAUUAUUUGAGGCAGGGCAAUUAAUAAGGUUUUACGUAGUCUGUGGGACGUUCUGGGUAUUCUGAUUAAAAAAAUAUUUUAAUUUUUUUGUUUCAAGUAAAUUUCUAUAAUCCUUUUCUAAUAUAAAAUAAAUUUUUAAAAAUUUUUAGGGUAAAUAAUAAUAAAUAAAAAAAAUAAAAAAUUAUAAAAAAUGAUUAGUAUUUUGUUGAUUAUUUUUGGUUUUCCAAUGUUUUUUGAAGUUUGUUUUUGUGUUGAUUGGCCUAAAGCUAAAAAUACAAUUAAUUUAGAGCAGACUUUCCCUGUAAGUAAAUACCUCGAUUGUGGAUAUAAUCGUUAUGUGCCAAAUUUAAAAAAUGGAAAGUGGGGGAGUGGAGAAUUUAUGUUUCCGGUAUUUCAAUUGCAAGAAGGAGCUACGAUAAAAAGAUGUAUUUUCUCUGGUGCUGAUGGAAUUCAUUGUAAUGGAAGUUGUAUUGUAGAAGAUUGUUGGAAUGAAAAUGUUGCUGAUGAUUCUAUUACCCUUCUUGGGAGUAAUCCAAAUGCAGUAUAUACGAUUCGUGGUGGAGGUGCGAAAAAUGGAAAAGGGAAAAUCAUACAAUUUGACGGGGCUGGAACACUAAAUGUCAACAAUUUUUAUAUUCAUACAUGUGGACAAGGAAUACGUACUUGCGGUAAUUGUCACCCACAGUAUCGUAACCGUAAAAUAAAUGUGAAUGGAUUAACUAUAGAAAACCUCCAAGCUGGACAAUAUGUUGUUGGGGUAAAUAAAAAUUAUGGAGAUGUAGCUACCCUCAAAAAUAUUCAUAUUCUUGGACCAAACGCAAAUCAAGUAUUCCCUUGCAAAACAUUUGAAGGAAAUGAUCAAGGUAAAAAUCCAAAAGUUCUUGACAUGGAGGAUGAUAAUGGAGGAGAUGGAAAGUAUUGUAUUUAUAAAAAAAGUGACAUUCAUAUUAAUUCAUAA
Molecule: messenger RNA, 1014 nt
Organism: Meloidogyne enterolobii
Lineage: Eukaryota; Metazoa; Nematoda; Chromadorea; Rhabditida; Meloidogynidae
Source: the annotation of a GenBank genome assembly